AUCCCAUGAGUCUGUGAUGUUGCUACUAUCCUUCAGCUUCCUACUGGUAGCCCUUCAGGGGGCCCAGGCUACUCCCAGAAGCGAUAGACGACAAGUCGUUCGGUCGUUUAACCCCCAUCGUAAUGCUAGCUCUCAGACCACGCCAUUGCAAGUUGGCAAUGGUAACUUUGCAUUUGGAGUAGAUGUCACUGGUCUCCAAACCUUUAGCCCCUUUGCUACCAUGUCGACUUGGGGUUGGCAUAACUUCAGUCUCCCAACUACGGUUGGCCAGACAUCCGUAAAUGAUUUCACCGGUUUGGACUGGUGGACGCAUGGUCGGUUGGUUAACUACGACCAGCCUAACCCGGCAGAAAAUGAUAUUUCCAACUGGUUGAUUCAAAAUCCUCAACGAGUGAACUUGGGAACCAUAGGGAUAUGGUUUAACGGCGAUGAUGUAACUGAAGAAGCGUUGGAGAAUAAAUCCCAGACGCUUGAUCUUUGGACUGGCAAAAUUUCGUCUUCUUUUACUUACAAAGAGACUCCCGUCAAGGUUGAGACUUGGGUAGACUCGAGCUCUGACACAGUCGGUAUUGCCAUAGAGUCUGAGCUCUUCUCUGGAGGGUCCCUUGGCGUCUUCUUUGACUUUCCUUUGCCAACUGUGAACAAGUUUGAGGCUCCUUUUGUUGGUGUCUUCAAUGCUACCGACAAGCAUAACACAACCCUUCAGAAAAGGGGUAACAGGGCAGAUAUCCGACAUGACAUGGAUGCUACAUCAUAUUACACCUCUGUUGUUUGGGGUUCCAGCGCCGAUAUAUCAGGUCCGCUUAAUGGGACCCAUCGUUAUAUACUACAGCCAUCGAGGGGAUCUAAGAAGAUUGAAUUAUCGGUUGCUUUCUCUCCGGCUUCAAGCACGCAUAUCAAAUCUUUCAGCGAUAUUACAUUCUCCUCUAAGACGUGGUGGGAAUCUUUCUGGGGAUCAGGCGCAUUUGUUGAUUUGUCAGGAGUAAAGUCGCCCGAUGCUACAGAGCUUCAACGGAGAACGAUUUUAUCCCAGUAUCUAACGGCUGUGAAUUCUGCUUCUUCAUAUUCACCUCAAGAAUCUGGCUUGGUCAAUAAUGGCUGGUACGGAAAGUUUCAUUUGGAGAUGGUCCUGUGGCAUCUUCUUCACUUCGCCCGAUGGAACCACUUUCCAUUAUUACAACGAAGCCUUCCGAAUAUGUAUAACCAGUAUUUAGACUCGUCAAUCGACAGAGCGAAACUUCAGGGAUAUGGCGGCGCUCGUUGGGGAAAGAUGACCGAUCCCACUGGACGAUCUGCUCCCGGAGAAAUAAAUUCGCUGCUCAUCUGGCAGCAACCCCAUCCGAUGUACUUCGCAGAACUCGAAUACCGGUCUAUGCAUAACGACGAUACUCUAAAAUCAUGGGAUAAUGUACUAACGUCAACCGCCGACUUCAUGGCCUCCUAUGCUUUCUUCAACGAGUCGACUAAACAUUACGACCUAGGUCCGCCGAUGUACCCGGUCUCCGAGAACACCAACCCUAAUGCUACCGUCAACCCGGCUUUCGAGUUAGCAUACUGGAGAUUCGGGUUAGAAAUCGCUAUAAAGUGGAAGCAGAGACAGAAUCUCACGGCGCCUGAGAUGUGGGUAGAAGUACGCGACAACCUAGCCCCGUUGCCAACCGCAGAUGGCGCGUUUGCGGUUUACGAAGGCAUCCCAAAUAUGUGGGAAAAUAUGACAGUUCAAGACCAUCCGGCUAUGUCCGCAAUUUUCGGUCUCCUUCCUCCGCCGAGCAGUGGGUCGCCUAUAAAUAUGACGGUCGUUAGGAAUACAGCGAAUAAGAUCCGGGAUCUGUGGGACUUUGAGGAUUGCUGGGGUUGGGAUUUUCCGAUGUUGGCUAUGAACUCAUUACGCCUCGGGGAUGUCGACCAGGCGGUGGCAUACUUACUACACCCCUUAUUCGAAUUUGAUGAUGCUGGGUAUCCCGUUGGCGGCUCGCAGGUACCGACACCGUAUAUGCCUGGGUCGAGUGCGUUCUUGUUAGCUAUGGCGAUGAUGGCUGGAGGGUGGGAUGGCGAGCCUGGGACGCAUUUUCCAGAGGGAUGGAAUGUCCGAGUUGAAGGGUUUGUGCCUGGGUUGUGAUGACCCAUACGGCCCAGAGAUAUGUAAAUUCACACUGUACAAAUCGAUAUAGAGAACUACCAUUUAGUAAACUUAUAGCUCUUAAACGUCGUUGAUUAUUUAUGGUCAUA
Messenger RNA from Annulohypoxylon truncatum, 2229 nucleotides. RefSeq names its product Six-hairpin glycosidase-like protein. The coding region runs from base 17 to 2119 and encodes 700 amino acids. The record is from RefSeq and is a predicted model, not a curated record. Gene Ontology annotation, biological process: carbohydrate metabolic process. Lineage: Eukaryota; Fungi; Ascomycota; Sordariomycetes; Xylariales; Hypoxylaceae. The transcript is spliced from 6 exons.